AUGUACGACAGUCGUUCAUCGGGUGUGCACGAUGCGGCGCCACGAGAUGAGGUCGAUUUCAUGUACGAGGGACCACAACAGGUACUCCCGGGUGCGCACCCGCUGCCGCUUUUUCACCCGGAGAACUCUGUCACACGACCACCCGUAUCCCCGUACCUGCCGUCUCCUCAGCGACCACACCCGUACUUCACCCACGAGCUACCGGAGCUGCCACAUUUUCAGACAACGAGGCCGAUCGUGUACACUGUAGGCACAAUGAAGCAACGCAUCGUGGCGCCGGUGUUCGAUCUAGCGAACAACGUCACGCACACUCGCGAGUUGGACCCGUUCAUAUUCGGCUUUUACCCGGAAACAGAGGAGAUGGCGAAAAACCUGAGCUACUGGCUCGUGCGCUGCCAGAACUUCUCCAGCAAGUGGGACUACGAGAACCGCGAGAUUUGGCGAAAGGCCAAGAAGAACUGGCCGAACACUGGCAUGGGCAUGGCACGCGUUGGCGACCGCAAAAACCACGCCCACCCAUGGGGAGCGCACUCAAAGCCGGUGAAGCCGUGGAACAUGCUCAUGCCAACAAUGGAUGUUAAGACAUGGAGCAAGAGUAAUCGCAUGCUCGUCACGCUCAAGAUGCUGCAGGGAAAACUGCAAAUUGUGGAGCGUCUGACGCUGCCCGAGCCCACGCAGGAGGCGUACCUGCAGCUGUGCCGCACCAUGGGGUGGGACGUGCGACACAAGGGCGGUGGCGCGCUGUUCAUGGAUGGCGGCUCGCGACUGACACCCAGCAGCGAGUACGAUCGUGCGUUCUUCUUUGGUAGCUUUUUCAAUGGGCGCAACAAGCUAGUCCGGCCGACGCUGUUGUGCGACGAGCCCUAUGACUACAACCGCACCUCUUCCAAGGCGCGCACCAAAGGCCCGAAGGGCCAGAAGAACCCCAUCCCGAUCAACCGAUUUAACGCCUACGACGCUCUCACCCACGACACUCUCAUCAUUACGGAGGGCGCACUAAUGCAACUUGAAGAUGAGAUGUACACGCACAAGCUGACAAUGCUGCCCCCGCACAUCCGCGCGCAGUUGCCGGAGCGUGGAUUUCUCGACAGCGAGGUCUUGGGUGACGUGCCGCCUGCACUGCAGACUGUUCAGAUGGAGGCAGCGGCGCGUACGGAGGAGGCAGAGCAGGCAAUGUACGCCCCAUACUACGACAAUCCAUAUCAUCCAUGGAAGGAUGAGGGUGAGGCGUCAUACGCCGUCGAUGCUGUCGAAGGGACGGUGCAGCGCUACAUCAAGUCUCGCAAGACGUCAUGGGCGAUGCUCUCGUAG
Messenger RNA from Leishmania mexicana MHOM/GT/2001/U1103, 1311 nucleotides. RefSeq lists its product as hypothetical. Gene Ontology annotation, biological process: translation. Gene Ontology annotation, cellular component: ribosome. Gene Ontology annotation, molecular function: structural constituent of ribosome. NCBI's taxonomy places the organism in Eukaryota, Euglenozoa, Kinetoplastea, Trypanosomatida, Trypanosomatidae. The coding region runs from base 1 to 1311 and encodes 436 amino acids. The transcript has a single exon. The record is from RefSeq and is a predicted model, not a curated record.